AUGGAGGAGGCGUGCCAGCCGCAAGAGGUGCGCACUGCGGAGGGCCAAUGCGCGGAGUGCAACGCGGGCUUCAAACUCGGCCCGGAUGGAAGCUGCGAAGCCUUCGCGUGCACCGAAGCCGAGGGCUGCGCCAAGUGCCGGGUGCUGGAGAACCGCACUGACGACCACCAGUGCAGCACCUGCCAUCGCGGAUACAAGCUGGUGGAUUUCCAGUGCGUCCCCUUCGAGUGCACAGAGGGCGACAAGGAGCAGUGCCGCAUUUGCACGCAGCUUCAAGGGCGCACCGCGGAUGGCCAGUGCUACCAGUGCAACCCAGGCUACCGACUCAAGGAGGACCUUACCUGCGAAGCUUUGCCUUGCAGCGAGGGGCAGGGUGCCCUAUGCAAGACCUGCCGCACCCAGUCCACGCGCACACAGCCGGACCAGUGCAGCACCUGCAACGCGGGCUACGGCCUGGUGAACUUUACCAGCUGCAAGCCCUUCACCUGCACCCCCGGCCCCGGCGCGGGCUGCAAGGCCUGCAAGGCGCAGAUGGCCAUGACCGCCUUCGACCAGUGCGCCGCCUGCAACGACGGCUACACCUUGACCAGCGAGUCCGCCUGUCAGCUCGGCUCCGAGAACUGGGCCUCCAACACCAAGGUGGUGCGAUAUGCCAAGCAGGUGGUGCGGGAUCUGGUGCGACAGCUGGAUACCAACUCGGACGGCAACAUCCAGAAGAGCGAGCUGAACGAGGACCAGAUCAACCAGGCCAUCCAGAAAGGCAUCGCCGGGCUGCGUGGGGGCAUCAUUGAGGGCCAAGUGGACCCGGACGUCCUUUGGUACAAGUGA
Molecule: messenger RNA, 828 nt
Organism: Effrenium voratum
Lineage: Eukaryota; Dinophyceae; Suessiales; Symbiodiniaceae
Source: the annotation of a GenBank genome assembly